AUGCUUGUGCAGUUCAUACGUCGACGUGGAUGGUAUGUUCCAUGGCAAUAUCGCCGACACUCGACUGCAAUCACCCUUCGACCGUACCAGCAGCAAUGUAUCGACGAAUGUGUCGACGCGCUCGCGACUGGCGCGUCACGGAUAGGCGUAUCUCUACCCACUGGAUCCGGGAAGACGACCGUGUUCAUUUCGCUUUUAUCUCGUCUUCCUCAGGUGAACGAGCAUGGGAAAAGAUCUCUUAUCAUCGUAAGCAGCGUAGAACUUGCUAGGCAAUCUGCCGAACAAGUUGUGCGAAUGUUUCCUCAUUGGUCAGUUGAGAUCGAGCAGGGAGGCAAGCAUGUUGCAACUAUCGCGACGUACCAGACACUGAACCAACCUGACCGUAUCAAAAAAUUCAAACCGGCAGCACUGAAAGGUAUCAUUAUCGAUGAAGCACAUCACGCAGCAGCACCUUCCUAUCGCUGUAUUUUGUCCCACUUCGACGCGGAUAUCCCACACCCGGACGCGCUUCCAACGGCGGCAGACCCAGCCCACAAAGUUCCCAUCGUUGGGUUCUCUGCAACAUUCAGUCGUCACGACGGCUUGAAACUGGGUGUGGUGUUUGAAAAAAUUGUCUACCACAAGGACUUUUUGGCUAUGAUCAAGGAUCAAUGGCUUUGCCCAGUGCGCUUCACGACUACUAGGGCGGAUUUAAAUCUCGCCAAUGUCACCGUUAACUCUCGAACCGGUGACUUCAAUGCAACAAGUCUAGCUCACGUUGUCAAUACAGAAAUGAUCAAUACCCUUGUUGUUCGAACCUGGUUAGAGAGAGCAGCGACACGCAGAUCCACCCUUAUAUUCUGCGUCAAUGUUGCCCAUGUUGUAUCUUUGACCCAAGCCUUUCGUCAAUCUGGAAUCGAUGCAAGAUAUAUUUAUGCCAAAACACCUGCACCUGAGCGCAAGGCUUUGAUUGCCGCAUUCAAAGCAGGCAAUUUCCAGGUUCUCAUCAAUUGUGCCAUCUUGACGGAAGGCGCUGAUAUCCCUAAUAUCGACUGUGUUAUGGUGGUACGGCCCACGCGGUCGAGGAAUCUUUUUGCCCAGAUGAUUGGCCGAGGAAUGCGAUUAUCUCCCGAAUCAGGAAAAGAAGAUUGUAGGAUUAUCGACUUCGUUGACAGCAAUGCUCGGGUUGCAGGAGUCAUCUCCACGCCCUCUCUCUUCGGCUUAGACCCCAAUGAGGUUGAUAUCAAUGAUGAAAGUUUGGAGUGGAUGAAGAGGCGCACUAAAGACGCGAUUUCCUCCGCUGGUUAUGACGCAGAGAACAUCCCCAAUCCCGAUACGGUGACUUAUAUUGACUACGACGACCCGCUUUCUUUCCUGAAGUUACCAUCCGACUCUCCUCAUGUCAGAAGUCUCAGCAACAAUGCUUGGAUCGUGAUUGGAGAGCAAAAGUUUAUUCUCGAAUGCCUUGGCCAGGGGUUCAUCAAAGUCGAGCUGAUGAAAGACUUAGAAGACGCGGAAAAAGAGCCGUAUUGGAAGGCCACGUUUACCCCGGCAAGCGUGGAUAAGACAACUGCUUAUCAACUCAAAAUAAGUCCAUAUAUGCGCCCGCGAAAAGUAUGCCAGUCAUUGUCGUUAGAUGAAGCCAUAAAAGCUUGUGAUACAUAUGCCAAGGCUAAGGCUGUACGCGGUCCCAUGGCCAAAGGACUCUUGAGAAAUGCUCAUUGGAGAAAAACUCCUGCCACUGACAGCCAGAAGAUUAUCGUGGCCAAGCGAUAUAACCUUUCUGCACAAGAUAUUGGCUUGGAUGUUGCUGAUUCCAGGGCUUCAUUGAUUUCAAAAAUGACGAAAGGCCAAGCAGCUGACAUUAUCACUCGCCUCAAGCACGGAGCUUUGGGCCUGCAUAUGCAGCGAAUGAAAGAGGCCAAGAAGGCGCGGAAAAUUUACGAUAGAGAGACGCAGCGCCGUUUACGUGAGACCGUCAUGGUCGGGCAACUCUCUGAUAAAUAA
Messenger RNA from Guyanagaster necrorhizus, 1986 nucleotides. Its product is annotated as P-loop containing nucleoside triphosphate hydrolase protein. Gene Ontology annotation, molecular function: double-stranded DNA helicase activity; Y-form DNA binding; hydrolase activity. Gene Ontology annotation, biological process: mitochondrial translational elongation; mitochondrial DNA metabolic process. Bases 1 to 1986 code for a protein of 661 amino acids. Lineage: Eukaryota; Fungi; Basidiomycota; Agaricomycetes; Agaricales; Physalacriaceae. The record is from RefSeq and is a predicted model, not a curated record. Gene Ontology annotation, cellular component: mitochondrial matrix. The transcript has 11 exons.